CUGACGUGCUUUGUUUAUGUAACCUCUUAUUGUAGGUAUUUCCUAUGGCUGAAAGUUCAUCAAGUUUCAGACUACCCAGUUUUUGUAGGCACAUGAAUAAAGCAGACGAAUUUAUUAUGUGUAUUCCAGAUGACGCUGCGUGCACACUAUGGGGUGAAUAUAAAUGUCCUACGAAUGUUGAUAUAAUCACAGAAGAUGGCCGACAAUUUAAUGUUGGAAUAAGCGCCUCUAAAGGAAAGAUAUUCUUUUUUCAUGGUUGGUCCAAAGUUGUAGACCAUUUACGACUAACCAUUGGGUGUUUGGUUCUAUUUAAUCCUAUAGAUUACGCUACGUUUAAGUUAACUUCUUUCCUUGAUGGGGUUAGUCAUACCACUUUUUGGACGUAUCUGCUCCCUCCAUCAUCUCAAUUUUAUGUAAGAUAACUUAUAGCUAUAUUUUUAUAAUUGUAUUGAUGUAGUAAUUUAAUUAUAUUAAAUUUACUGUUUGCUGAUUUGGUUUUAUCAUCCCCACAGGUCAUUCCAGAAUGUAUCCUGCCAAAACACUAUGAUUAUUCGUCAAAUGAUGUAAUAGCUACUGUUAUUACAGACAACAACACGUUUAACGUUCUAAUUAAAACAUUUGACGGAAAAGUAGGUUUUUCUGCUGGUAUUGACGUAAUUGUUAGUCUAUUACGGUUGAAUGAUGGUUGUUUUAUGUUUUUUACAAAAUCUUUUGGGAAUUUUUUCCAUUUAAAAGUUUUUGGGAAAAACGGGGUUGAAAUGAAAUAUUCAGACGUAGAUGUCGAUGAGGUAAGUGUCAUAUUUGACCAUAAUUAUACACUUUUUACAAUUUAAUUUAAUUGAUGUUAUGCAUUUAAUUUUCAGGCUGAGGUUGCACCU
Messenger RNA from Helianthus annuus (common sunflower), 878 nucleotides. RefSeq lists its product as uncharacterized. The record is from RefSeq and is a predicted model, not a curated record. The coding region runs from base 45 to 422 and encodes 125 amino acids. NCBI's taxonomy places the organism in Eukaryota, Viridiplantae, Streptophyta, Magnoliopsida, Asterales, Asteraceae. The transcript has 3 exons.